AUGUCAUAUGUGAUCUCAAUUGCAUCGUCAAACAUCCUCUCCAUCGCAAGACUGCAAAUCAAGAUCGAAGAAGAACUCCCUCUGGGCACCAAACCUUUUCCUCUCAUUUCCCGGCAAAUACACAUAACACACGUUCAAUUUAUCGAAUUUCCUCAGGAGCGAGUUGAGGAGCAGCGCAUAUCGAAUGAGCGGCUGAAUAGGUUUUUACGGCCACAGCAGAAUUUGAUCAUGGGAGAGGCUCGCGGGGCAGGCGCCGGCGAUGAUUUCCUCGAUCAGGGUCUCGGCAGCGCGGUAACGCUUGCCGGAAACCGCGAUCUCGAUCAUUGUGAGGUAGGUGGAGUGGUUGUGCUUGUAAUGGCGCUGCUGGGCGGUCCACCGGAAGAUGUCGAGGGCGAGGUCCGGGUCGGAUUGGGCCCGCAGGGCGUCCUCGACGUCUUGUCCAGUGAAGCCAGGCUUUAG
Messenger RNA from Striga asiatica, 459 nucleotides. Lineage: Eukaryota; Viridiplantae; Streptophyta; Magnoliopsida; Lamiales; Orobanchaceae. The record is from the annotation of a GenBank genome assembly.